Molecule: messenger RNA, 2438 nt
Organism: Macrosteles quadrilineatus (aster leafhopper)
Lineage: Eukaryota; Metazoa; Arthropoda; Insecta; Hemiptera; Cicadellidae
Product: glucose dehydrogenase [FAD, quinone]-like
Exons: 2
Coding region: 53-1924 (623 amino acids)
Molecular function (GO): ecdysone oxidase activity; flavin adenine dinucleotide binding
Source: RefSeq, a predicted model, not a curated record
CUCCUUCAUUCCAAGUGAAGAAGUCACUGGAGAUAUUACUCCAACAGGAGCCAUGGAAGGAGAAAAAUUCACACUACCGGUACAAGAGACAUGUUCAACCCAUAACAUAGAAGACUUGGCCAGCUAUGUAAUACAAGACAUACACUCAUCGGUCAAAGAAGCAGAAUGUUCAUUGGCAAACCCAUCAGAUUAUCCAGACCACUAUAGACCUCAGGAUGGGGAAGAGUUCGAUUUCAUCAUCAUAGGAUCAGGAUCUGCAGGAUCUGUGAUUGCAAACAGGUUAUCUGAGGUACCUUCCUGGAGAAUCCUGCUGCUGGAAGCUGGUGGAAACCCAGCAAAAUCAACAGAAAUCCCAGGAUUGUAUGGUGCGUUGCAGAAGACUUCAUAUGACUGGCAAUAUCAAACUGACUCUGGUGAAGACAAUUGUCUAGCGAUGGUGAACAACAGCUGCAACUGGCCCAGAGGAAAAGCUCUUGGGGGUUCCAGCACAAUUAACGCUAUGCUAUAUGUCAGAGGAAAUAAAGAAGAUUAUGAUGGAUGGGCUAGGGCAGGAAAUGAAGGGUGGGACUAUGAGAGUGUUCUAAAAUACUUUAAGAAGAGUGAAAAAGUUGAAGCAAAGGAAGUCUUGGAACACAACAACUACAGAGAUUAUCACGGAGAAGAUGGGUAUUUAACUGUAGGUACUUUUGAAAAAGACUAUAUGUCAGAGUUAGUAGACACCUACGCAGAAGGAAUGGAAGAACUCGGAUACAAAGUAAACAACGACUGUAACGGAGAUUCUCAAAUGGGAUUUUCUAAGCUGCAAGGAACAAUUGUUGGAGGCAGAAGAUGUAGCACAGCCAAAGCGUUUUUAAAACCAAUCAAAACCCGUAAAAACUUAAAAGUUUCAAAAAAUUCACUAGUUGCAAAAAUUUUAAUUGAUAAACAUUCUAAGAAGGCAAAUGGAGCAAAAAUUAUCAACUAUAGGGGUGCCGAAGUAAGAGUCAGGUCAAAGAAGGAAGUAAUAGUGUCCGCAGGAGCUAUAAAUUCUCCACAGCUUCUCAUGCUUUCAGGAAUAGGACCAAAAGAACAUUUGGAGGAACUGGGAAUUGAUGUGGUAGAAGACUUGCCUGUUGGACACAACCUACAAGAUCACAUGUUGAUGGUUGGCCUGGUAUUUUCAUACAACUACUCCCGUCAGCUUAAGCCGAUUACCAACUAUAUGUAUGACUUUUUAAUGACAGGAUCUGGUAAAUUAUCAGGCAAUGGAAUGCUGACCUACUCAGGAUUCAUCAACACUCUUGAUAUCUCCUCCAAAAUCCCAGAUAUUCAAUUCCAUCAUUUUGAUUUUGAUGCGAAAGAUGAACUUGCACUUACAAUGACUUUGAGAAUGCUUGGGUUAAGAGAAGAAGUGGGUAAAUCAUUUUUGGAACUAAAUUCAAAAAGAUUUAUAUCCAUGGUAUUUCCGACAUUACUUAAACCUCGCAGUAAAGGGAGGAUAUUGUUAAAGUCAACAAAUCCAAAAGACAAGGUCAAAAUUAUUUCAGGUUAUUUAUCGGACAAUGAAGAUAUAGAAACACUUUUACGUGCCACUGAAUUUCUAUCAAAGCUAGCCUCAACCAAAGCUAUGGAAUCGUUGGACACCAAGUUUCAUGAAAUCGUUGCUCCUGCUUGCUCCAAGUAUGUGGUGUCUUCAAGAGACUUCAGAAUUUGUUCUCUUAAACACUUUGUGACGACAUGUUACCACCCCACCUCCACCUGCAAGAUGGGACCUGCUGAUGAUCCUAUGUCCGUGGUCAACCCGCAGUUGCAGGUGAGGGGGGUGAGACACCUCAGAGUUGCUGAUGCUUCUAUAAUGCCAGACAUUGUGAGAGGCAACACCAACGCUCCUUCCAUCAUGAUUGGAGAGAAGGCUGCCGAUCUUGUUAAACAACACUGGUUGUGAAGUCUCCUGUACAACAUGACAAGCUGCAUGUUUUAGACACCUACUUAAAGUGUUUAGUUGUUGACAAUACACAGUCAUCAGUGUCAUAGUGUUAGUUUACAUUAAGCUAUGCAGAUUACUCUAAUCCUAAAGUAUCUGGAAAAAACUGCAGUAGAUGUAGAGUUGUUAUCCAUAACAGAAAUAGCUUGUAUUGAGGAUUUUUAUAUUUUUAAUAAUAAGUCAAACUAAAUGUGUCACUUUCAAAACAAAACAAAAUAAGAAUAAUAUCAAUCCCAAUAUUGAAGUACAAAACCAACCAAUUGAAAUAUCAGAAGCUGUAAGGUUCCUUCUGACCUUGGAUAGUAAUUUGUUUUGGGAGUUUGGGACCAAUAUUUUAAUCUUAUUUUGAAUAAAAUAACCUCCAUUCUUUUUGUGAUUAAAAAAAUGUCAAAACUAUGCAGUAUUGAAGUUUUAAAAUGAUUCAUUUCCCCCAAAUUCAAUCCCAUAUAUCUUAUGGUAUAUGUGUAUAUGGAAC